UUAGUAUCUUGACUCCGGGAAUGUAAACUGGGUAAAAAGCAUUUUUGUGCGGAACACCUUUCCGUGCUUAGAAACCUCAUCAGUCCAACUCGGGCUACGCUGACCACAGUAUUUUUGCAUAUAACUUACUUCGAAAUUCACAAAAAAGUGCAUAUUUCAGACCAAAUUGAUUAAUAAAUGAGUGAAAUCAUUGGGAAAAUAACUAAACCGUACCCCUUCUAUCAAAUAAAUUAGUGCACCAUAUUAAUAUAUACGUACAUAAAUUUGCAGGGAUGAGAAAAAGAAUGUGGGUGCGUCAGGUGGCAGUCCAUCAACAUGGAAGCAUAAUAUGGCGGUACACCAAAUUAUUGGGGGAACCGCUGUUAACAAUGCGGAAGUGCACGAGUCAUUUUUAUUAGACACAAUACUUAAUGAAUCCAGCCAGUCGGUAGUAGCACCAUCUCCAUCGCCUCCGUUAGCACCGUCAACACCUUCACCAUCGCCAUCCAUGGAAGCAGCAUCGACGCCCUCGCCAGUACCACUGCUUUCAGCAUCAGCUGUGUUGCCUGGUGAUUCAUCUGCACCUGCUUCUUCUGGAAGAAAAAGAAAACGUUCGGGAGAAGUGAUCAGAAUCAUGCAGGAACACACAGAAUUGCUAAGGAGUGUUGUGGAUGAUACCAAGGUGCUAACAAAUGAGGUUGUUACUGCCAUAAGGGAACAAAAUGACACCUCGAAAGAGUUUUUAAAGUUGAUGAAGGUUUUAAUAGAUAAGAUUUAGAAAAUAAGUGUACAUACACUCGUCGUAAUAGCUACAUAUAAAUCCACCACACAUUGAAAAGUUUUACCCACUAACAUUUUUAUUAUUAAAU
Molecule: messenger RNA, 848 nt
Organism: Rhagoletis pomonella (apple maggot)
Lineage: Eukaryota; Metazoa; Arthropoda; Insecta; Diptera; Tephritidae
Exons: 2
Coding region: 329-757 (142 amino acids)
Source: RefSeq, a predicted model, not a curated record